AUGGGUGAUAACUAUAUACAAGUUGACGUUGGAAUAAUUGGUUGUGGGCCAAGUGGAUUAGUAACAUUGAAAGAAUUAUUAGCUGAAGGUCAUCGAUGUACAGUUUUUGAAAAAUCUAAUUUACUUGGUGGUUUAUUUACACAAGCUUAUCAACAAGGAAUACUUGUAUCAAGUCAUUUAUUAACUAUGUUUAGUGAUUUUGUUGGAAAAGAUAAAGAAAUUCUUAAUAAACCUCGAAUGUUAUCCUUUAUUGAAUAUAGUCAAUAUUUAAAUGAUUAUGCUGAUUAUUUUCAUUUAAAAGAAUUUAUUCAAUUUCAAACAGAAGUUAAAUCUUUAUGGAAAGAUUAUUCAGAUAAUAAAUGGAAAAUUUGUGUAAAUAAUUUCAAUCAUAUUUAUUCAUUUGAUCGUAUUGCAAUUUGUUGUGGAAUUUUUGAAAAUGCCAGUAUUCCAUUAUUUCAUAAUCAACAUUUAUUUCAAGGAAAAAUUAAACAUUUAAAAGAUAUUCAAUUUUAUGAAGAUUUCCAUAAUAAACAUAUUUGUAUUGUAGGAAGUGGAGAAUCAGCAAGUGAUAUGAUAUUAGCUGCUGCACAAUAUGGAAAACAAGCUUUUCUAUCAAUUAGAAAAGAUCAUGGAUUUAUUAUUCCACGAUAUAUUCAUGGUAACAGAGAUGAACCAGCUGAUUUAGAUACAUCAAGAGCUCAUCAUUCUAUUCCAAGAGCAUGGGGUGUUUUACAUACUUAUAUCGAUAUGAUUCAUAGUUUAAUAAAAUCGUAUUUUAAUUCAUUUUUUUAUCAAAAUGAAGAUCAAUUAGAUGAAUAUAAUUUAAUACGAAGAACAGGAAUCUAUAUGAACCUAAAACAAAUUCAAACAAGUAAUAUUUGGACAACAUUUGGAACAAAAAAUUCUAAUCUAGUCGAAGCAUUAGUUAAGUAUAAAGAUAAAUGUUCGAGAAAAUCUGGUAUAAAAGAAUUAAAAAGAAAUUCAAUUAUAUUCGAUGAUAAUUCUGAAGAAUAUGUUGAUGAAAUUAUUUGUUGUACAGGUUUUCAAAUAUUAUUUCCAUUUCUUGAACAAAAUUCUCAAUCGAAUUUCGAAAUGAAACGUCUUGCUAAUGACGCAAAAAUUUCUCAUAAUUUAUUUAAACAUUGUUUUCAUCCUGAUUUUGGAGAUGAAAUUAUUUGGAUUGGUUUUGCUCGUCCUGCAUUAGGUGCAAUUCCACCAUUAUCUGAACUUCAAGCACGUUGGUUUGCUUUAUUAUGUUCAAAAAAAUUAAAAUUACCAACAAAAUUAGAAAUGAAUAAACAAAUAUACAAUUAUGUCAAAUAUUUAAAAUGGCAAUUAACAUCUUAUCGUAUUGAUCGAUUGACUAAUUUAACAGAUUAUUUAAUUUAUUCAGAUAAUUUAGCAAGAACUAUUGGAUGUCGACCAGAUUUAACAAGAAUAUUUUUUCAAGAACCAAAUUUAUGGAUUAAAUUAAUGUGUGGAUCAUUAUUAAAUGCUCAAUAUCGUUUAACUGGUCCACAUGCUAAACGAAAACAAGCAAAAGAAAUUAUUCUACAAGCAAGAUGGAUUAAACAAUCGAAUAUUUUAUAUUUAAUAAUGUUAAUAUGUUAUGCAUUUUUUUGGUUUGUCUUUGGAAUUGAAUCAUGUAAACCUGCUUCAUGGUAUCCAUUAUAA
Messenger RNA from Adineta steineri, 1674 nucleotides. The record is from the annotation of a GenBank genome assembly. Lineage: Eukaryota; Metazoa; Rotifera; Eurotatoria; Adinetida; Adinetidae.